AUGGAUUCCACACAGCAGCUGAAUAAGCCGCAUCGUGGCAAUGAUGGCAAAAAGGCCACAGCCAAAAAGAAGCUCCAUCAAAAUGGGCAUAACGCAAAAGCAUUUGCCGUGGCUGCACCAAAGAAGCUUGAAAGACAAGCUAGAAGAUCUCAUGAUGUCAAUGAAAAACGACUCCAUGUUCCCAUGGUGGACAGAACACCGGACGAUGAUCCCCCUCCAGUGAUUGUGGCCAUUGUUGGACCUCCAGGAACAGGAAAGACCACUUUGAUCAAGUCGCUUAUCAAGAAAUUGACCAAGUCCACCAUCACUGAAGUUAAAGGUCCCAUCACAGUAGUCAGCGGUAAGCGCAGAAGACUCACAUUCAUUGAAGUCAACAACGACUUGAACUCCAUGGUGGAUGCCGCCAAAAUCGCCGACUUGGUGCUUUUGCUCAUGGACGGAAACUUUGGUUUGGAGAUGGAAACCAUGGAAUUCUUGAACAUCGCCCAGCACCAUGGUAUGCCUCGUGUGUUGGGAGUCGCCACACAUUUGGACUUGUUUAAGAGUCAGAGCACCUUGAGAACGUCCAAGAAGAGAUUGAAGCAUCGUUUCUGGACCGAAGUGUACCAGGGUGCCAAGUUGUUCUACCUUUCUGGUGUUCUCAAUGGAAGAUACCCAGACCGAGAGAUUCUCAACUUGUGCCGGUUCAUCUCGGUGAUGAAGUUCCGUCCUUUAAAGUGGCGUAAUGAGCAUCCGUACUUGUUGGCAGACAGAGUCACUGACUUAACUCAUCCUCAAACAAUUGCUGACAAUCCCAAAUGCGACCGUAAGGUGGCCAUUUACGGAUACUUGCAUGGAACUCCAUUGCCAGCAGUCAACGCACAUAUGCAUAUUGCCGGAGUGGGCGAUUAUCACGUCCAUGCCGUAGAAAAGUUGCCAGAUCCUUGUCCUACGCCUUAUUUUGAGCAGAAAUUGGACGAGCUCGAGAGAGAAAGAGCCAAGGCUGCCGCUGAGGCCGGAGAAGAGAUAGCCCAGCCCAGAAGAAGAAGAAGAAAGAGACUUGAAGAUAAGCAGAAAAUUAUUUAUGCUCCAAUGUCCGAUGUGGGUGGAGUGUUGGUGGAUAAAGAUGCCGUGUACAUUGAUGUUGGAGACAAACAGUCUUUCGUUCCUGGUGAAGAAAACGGUGAGGGAGAAAAACUUGUUUCUGACUUGCAGGAGGUUCAAAAGACGUUGCAAGAGCGUUUUGCUGAGGGCCCUGGAUUGCAGUUGUUCUCCAACUCGGCCCAAAUUGACCGCGACCAGAGUGCUCUGGAGGAUGAAGAGGAAUUGCAGGGUUUGCUCUCUGAAGAUGAAGAGAGAGAAAAAGAAAAUACCGGAAGGCAAAAGAUGCGUCAGCCUAGAAUCUACGGAAAGGCUGUUCUGGAAGACACUGAGUUCGACAACUUGUCCGAUGUCGAUGGGGAAGAUGAGGACGACUUUGACGAGGAUGCACAGCCAGACAUGGUGAAUAUUGACUUCGGAAGCAAUGCUGACUCUUCGAAGUUAGAGUAUGUGGAGGACUCAUCGUUGUCAUCUGACGAAGAGGAUUACGCCUCUGUUGCAGCCAAACUUAAGGGAUCUGUUCAACGUAAAUGGAACAUCAACAAAUUGUUGUAUUUGGACAAUAUCGAGCCAAGCGAAGUGAUCAGACGGUGGAAGCAACAAACAGUCGAAGAUGACGAAGAAUCUGACAUUGAAGAGGACGACGAGGAUUUCUUCAAGAUGAAGGACAAGUCGCUGGUUUCUGAGGACUUGGAUACGUUUAUUCCACAAUACCCUAGCAUUGAGAAACUUCGAGAGAAGUUUGACUCUUCAAAAGUCGAUGACAGUGAUGACGAGUACGACAAUGGAUAUAAGAUCCUCAAAGAGAGACUUUUGGUUGCUCCAAAACUUACUGAUGAAAACAAGGAAAACGAUGACGGAGCUGACGAAGGCGACGAGGAUGAGGAAUUGUAUGGAGAUUUUGAGGAUUUGGAAGAUGGUGAAGGAGACGACGAUGAUGGAGAUGGCGGAGAUGAAAAUGGAGACGAAGACAACGGGGAUGACUUUGCAGAUUUUGAUGCAGAGGAGCAAGAUGACGGCGAAAUAGACGACAAAAACCUCACAACUUACGAGAAGAGAGAACUCAACGCUGCCAAAAAAGCUAAGCUCAAGAUGCAGUUUGAAGACGAAGAAGACAGAGAGUUUGGCGCAGAUGACCCAGAAGGAGACACAGAGGCAGACACCUGGUACGAGUUCCAGAAGAACAAAAUGGCCAAGCAGUUGGAAAUCAACAAGGCUGAGUUCGACGAAAUGGACCCCGAGACCAGACUCAAGGUCGAGGGAUUCCGUGCUGGCUCAUACGUCAAAAUUGUGUUCGAGAAGCUCCCUUGUGAAUUCAUUGAGAACUUGCAACCCGAGUAUCCUAUUGUGUUGGGAGGUCUUCUUGCUACUGAGUCGAGAUUUGGAAUCAUGAAUGUAAGAAUCAGAAGACAUCGUUGGCACAAGAAAAUCUUGAAGUCUCAGGAUCCAUUGAUCUUGUCACUUGGAUGGAGAAGAUUCCAAACCAUCCCCAUCUACACUACCACGGAUUCCCGUACCCGUAACAGAAUGUUGAAGUACACUCCAGAACACGCAUAUUGUUUCGCCUCGUUCUACGGACCAUUGGUGGCACCCAACACCACCUUUGUUGGAUUCAACAUUGUGGACCAGACUUCCACAACAGGAUCGUUCCGUAUUGCAGCAACCGGUAUUGUGGAGGACUUAAACUCAUCAGUGGAGAUUGUCAAGAAAUUGAAGUUGGUGGGUCAUCCAUACAAGAUCUUCCGGAACACUGCCUUCAUCAAGGAUAUGUUCACCAACUCAUUGGAGGUGGCUAAGUUUGAGGGGGCGUCCAUCCGAACAGUUUCUGGAAUCCGAGGAGAAAUUAAGAGAGCAUUGUCUAAGCCCGAGGGAUAUUUCCGAGCCUCGUUCGAAGAUAAGAUUCUCAUGUCCGACACGAUUUUCUUGAAGACAUGGUAUCCAGUGAAGGUGAAGAAGUUCUAUAAUCCUGUCACGUCGCUUUUGCUCAACCAGCACCAGGAAUGGAAGGGGAUGAGGCUUACUGGAGCGGUGAGAGCCGAACUUAACAUUGCAACGCCACUCCAGAAAGACAGUGCCUACAAGAAGAUCGAAAGAGAAGAGAGAAAAUUCAAUCCAUUGAAGGUGCCCAAAUCGAUCCAGAAGAACUUGCCUUUCAAGUCGCAGAUCAAACAGAUGAAACCACAGUCCAAGCAGACGUAUUUGGCCAAGAGAGCCGUAGUGGUUGAUGGAGAAGAGAAGAAGAUGAGAGACUUGAUGAACAAGAUCCAUACGCUCAAGAAGGACAAGGAGGCCAAGAGAUUGGCCAAGAAGAAGGAGAAGUUCCAGGACCGGUUGAAGGAGAUUGCCAAGAAGGAGGAGACAAAGAAGGAGAAGGAGAGAGAGAGGAAGAAGGAGUAUUUUUCUCGCGAAGGUAAGAAGAGAAAGUUGGACCAGAGUGAAGGUAAUGCUGCUGCAUUUGGGGCCAAGAGAAGACGUUAG
Sungouiella intermedia is the source of this 3558-nucleotide messenger RNA. The record is from the annotation of a GenBank genome assembly. NCBI's taxonomy places the organism in Eukaryota, Fungi, Ascomycota, Pichiomycetes, Serinales, Metschnikowiaceae.